GUGAAGGACACACUGCGAAAUAAACCAAGUAAUACGUCAUUGGACUAUUAUUGUGUAUGCGCCUUUUUUGACAACGUUACUUGCGUUAAAUUCGCAAGCGGGUUGACGACAAUUUCUUUAUUUCGCAGUGAAAUACAUAAUUUAUUUCACUGACUGAUUGCCGUUUAUGGAAAGUUCUCAACGUUCCUCAGUCAUCGCCUAUACACAUACGUACAUUUUUGCACUUGCCGCCGCAAACGAACAAGAACUGUAACUAUUCUUAUUGGAAUUACUUGUAUGUGGGACUGAAAAGUCGAAUUUCGCAUUUGCCAGCCAGGCGAAUAAUUUAGCCGUAUUUUAUACACUGAAUUAAGGAGUUUAUUUGCAACUCGCAUACAUUUCAUAUUUUUAUUUGCCGUUCAUAAACAACCUGCCGCUUUGUUUAAUCUUGCAAUUAGCCGCAUUGCAUGCGUAAGUCUUCGUGCCGACGUCCAUGAUAUGACUAUGCGUUCACCAGUUUCUAAAGCCACUACAUCUGCCUCAGUGGCCGACCCGCCGAAGUUAGUAUCGGAUUCCGGCACUGCUGCCGACAUCAUUGAUUUGCCAAACACUCCCGAAGCCGAGGGAGUUAGUACUCGUGCCUCAUCUGCCGCCCGCCAGGAAGCGAUGUUUCAGGCUAUGCAGAAACGCAUCGCCACGCUUGAACGCAGUCUGAAGGUUGCCCAACAGAAAAUAAGAGAACACGAGUUAGCAAACGAAGCCCAACGCGCAGAUGCGCAAAGCAUAUCCAGUGCACCCAGCGACAGUUCCGCCAACGAAUCUGCCUUGCCGUCAUCGAGCCUGCCAAUGACACAGUUCCAGCUUCUUCACCCGCAAUCGCCGAUCGUAACGAGUGCUGCUACCAAUGUAGAUGCUGUGCAGCCGCUGUUGCCACCUCAUAACGCUACACGUUACCCGAUGUAUACCGCCACUCGUGUCUCGCCGCCCAUUUACACAUCUUCAACAAAUGGUUCAGCUGUAACAACAGCAAAUGGUAUGUACCCCAGCUCGACUUUACCUCCGCACCACGCGUUUCUUAACAGUCUUUCGUCAACGGUGCCAAUUCCUGCUAACGUAGGCUCCGUACCUGCGCAGUUUUCAACUCAGCCAAGAAAAUUGCAAGAUUUGCCGGAGUUUAGUGGGAAGCCGGAGGACUGGCCGAUAUUUUUUACUGCUUACACCGAGUCAACCGCUGUCUAUGGGUACAGCUGUUUUGAAAACAACUUACGCCUGCAGAAGAGCUUAAGGGGUGAGGCCCGAGAGGCUAUUAAAUCGCUGCUUAUCCACCCGAACAAUGUGGGCAAUAUCAUCGAGCAACUUAGGUUCCGAUACGGUCGCCCGGAACAAUUAAUUCGAAGCCAGCUAGCCCAUGUUCGAGAAAUUGCUCCGAUAUCAGAAAGCUCAGUGGUAAAGUUGAUACCAUUUGCGACGAAGAUUGCCAACAUUUGUGCAUUUUUACGUUCUGCGUGUGGCGGAGAGCAGCAUUUAGCGAAUCCAACGCUUCUUGAUGAGCUCGUUGGAAAGUUACCCAUGAGCAAGCGUAUCGAAUGGGCAGUUUUUGCAUCGUCUUUGCAGCCUUAUGCAACGGUUCAGCAUUUCAGCGAUUGGCUUACUAAACUUGCCAAUGUCAUCUGCACGGUUUACGACGGGGAAACAGCGAGAGACUCGAAGCGCCGGGUUGUGCUGCACGCUGCCGAAUCACAACGCCAUCCAACGUGCCCUAUUUGUCAGGGCCAACAUAAGCCAGCCGACUGUAGCCAGUUCAGCCAACUUACAGUGCCGAAGAGGUGGGAAGAAGUGAAGCGACGCCAUCUCUGUUUCUCAUGUCUCAACGCUGGACAUGGAUCGCGCAAUUGCCAAAGGCGCAAACCAUGUGCCACCGACGGCUGCAAACGGUUUCAUCAUAAAUUGUUGCACGAAAUUGAAAAAACUAUCGACGGGUCAUCAAACCAGUCAUUGCCGCCUCGAGAUCGCAACAGACGUGUUUCCAUUGCCGAUCCACGUAAAACGAUUAGCACGCAGACGCAGCCAGCGUCGCGUAUUCAGUCGCAAGGCGAUACGGAUGUAGCAGUCCUUAGUUGCAGUGCAAACGUUGCCGAUAGCAAGUUGUUAUUUCGGAUUCUGCCGGUCGUGCUGUAUGGGAACCAGAAGCGCGUUGAGACGUACGCCCUUUUUGAUGAAGGUUCGUCAAUAACAAUGCUUGACAACGCACUAAUUGAAGAGCUCGGGUUACGUGGCCGGACUGAACGCUUGAACCUACAGUGGUUCGGAGGACGUGCAACCCAAGAGCCAGCCGUGGUGGUAGACUUACUCGUGAGUGGUGCCAAUAUGCAAAAGAGACAUAAACUACGAAGGGUUUAUGGUGUUUCAAACCUGCAGCUACCUUCUCAGAGCCUGAGUAAAGCCGAUUUGCGUUGCCAUGAAAAACAUUUAAAUAAGCUGGCAGUUCAGCCAUACGCGCAAGUCAAGCCAAAGCUGUUAAUCGGACUCGACCACUGCCACCUUGGUUUGCCGUUAACCACAAUGCAGCUAAACAAGUGUGGGCCGUUUGCCGCGAAUACUGAGUUGGGAUGGGUUGUGUUUGGACCAACAACCAACUCUUAUCCGACAUUGCCAUCAUGUUUAUUCGUUAACUGCCACACUGAGCAGUCGCUACACAAUGCGGUUGCCGAAUAUUUCGAGACGGAAAGCUUUGGGGUUCGAGCUGCGCCUGCCAUCGAGAGUGAAGCUGAUAUCCGUGCUCGCGAAAUCUUGAGGUCCACUACGUGCCGUGUUGAAGGAAGAUAUCAGACUGGUCUGCUCUGGAAGCGUCCCGACAUACAGCUACCUGCGAGCUAUGCUAUGGCCUUGAGGAGAUUAGCGGGUAUUGAAGCAAAAAUGAGGCGCGAUACAAACUUUGCCGCUGAAUAUAAGCGCAUCAUGAAUUCCUACGUCGCGAAGAACUACGCAAGAAAGCUGUCGCCAGAAGAAGACGCUUUAACUAACGAUAGGACAUGGUACUUGCCUCACUUCGCCGUCAGCAAUCCCAACAAGCCAGGCAAGUUACGUAUGGUGUUCGACGCGGCUGCUGAGGUGGACGGUGUGUCCCUCAAUUCACAGCUCAUGAAGGGUCCACAGGAAUAUCGGCCUUUGCCUGCUAUACUAUUUCACUUUCGUGAAGGAGCAAUAGGCGUGUGUGGUGACAUCAAAGAGAUGUUCCACCAGGUGCUGGUUCAACGUGACGAUAGACGUGCGAAACGAUUUCUUUGGCGCAAUGGUGAUACCACCAGACAGCCCGAAGUGUAUGAGAUGCGCGUAAUGACCUUUGGAGCAGCAUGUUCGCCUUGCGCCGCCAACUAUGUGAAGAAGAUCAACGCGUUAGAGUAUCGCAAAAAAGUCAGUGGUGCUGUCCGAGCCGUGAAAUCGAUACUGGACUACCAUUAUGUCGAUGACUAUGUCGAUAGCUUCGACACAGAAGAAGAAGCAGCUGACAUCACGAAACAAGUUCGAGCAAUACACAAGAUGGCCGGUUUCGAUCUUUGCAAUUUCGCGUCGAACUCGUCAAGAGUGACAGAAGCCCUUGGCGGCGACGGAGCUACCCGUCAAAUAGCCAAGAAGGAAGGAGUACUGGUGGACAGAGUUCUCGGUUUGUUUUGGCAGGCAUCGACCGACACCUUUGGAUUUAAACUGAAGUUCAACAACGUAGAAUCCAGCGUAUUGAACGGAAUGCGGCGUCCAACAAAGCGAGAACUCCUCAGCGUAGUCAUGUCCAUCUUCGACCCGCUGGGAUUUCUGAGCAAUUUUGUAGUGAGUGCUAAGAUACUCAUGCGGGAGGUGUGGAAGCAUGAAAUCCGGUGGGACGAACCAUUGCCAAACAACGUAAACGCCGCAUGGGAAUGCUGGCGUAAGCAACUUUCAACGGUCGCCGAAUAUGUCGUUCCUCGGUACUAUUUUCUAAACGGCAAACCUAAAGCUCUGCAGCUCCAUGUCUUCGUCGACGCUAGCGAGGAUGCCUUUGCUGCGGUGGCCUACUGGAGGUCAACCAAUGCCGUCGGUGAGGUGGAAGUCGCAUUUAUCUCCGCAAAAACCACAUGCGCGCCGAUGAAGUCUUUGACGGUGCCUCGAUUGGAGCUUCAGGCAGCCGUGCUGGGUACGCGUUUAAUGAGCUGCGUCCGGGAGAAACACUCCUUGGACAUUGAUGACUGCAUCAUUUGGAGUGACUCCAAAACGGUAAUCCAGUGGCUUCGCAGCGAACAUCGGCGCUAUAAGCCAUUUGUGCAGCAUCGGAUCGCCGAGAUAUUAGCCGCAACUACUACCGCAAAUUGGAGAUGGCUACCUACCGAGGACAAUGUCGCCGAUGAGGCCACUCGAGCUAAUAACUUUAUCGACUUCAGCUCAUCUGCACGUUGGACCUGCGGCCCACCAUUUUUGUUACGAGAAGAGCAGGCUUGGCCGUCAGAGGGCUUCACAUGCAAUCAUCAUGAGGAAGCGGACAAGGAACUUCGCCCUAAAUUCGCCCUUGCGAUACAAACUGGUGAGGACGACAGCAUGGGUCCUGAGAUUCAUUGA
Molecule: messenger RNA, 4566 nt
Organism: Rhagoletis pomonella (apple maggot)
Lineage: Eukaryota; Metazoa; Arthropoda; Insecta; Diptera; Tephritidae
Exons: 3
Coding region: 478-4566 (1362 amino acids)
Molecular function (GO): nucleic acid binding
Source: RefSeq, a predicted model, not a curated record